Molecule: messenger RNA, 1419 nt
Organism: Colletotrichum spaethianum
Lineage: Eukaryota; Fungi; Ascomycota; Sordariomycetes; Glomerellales; Glomerellaceae
Product: FAD-dependent monooxygenase OpS4
Exons: 4
Coding region: 1-1419 (472 amino acids)
Biological process (GO): secondary metabolite biosynthetic process
Molecular function (GO): monooxygenase activity; FAD binding
Source: RefSeq, a predicted model, not a curated record
AUGAAAGUUUUGAUCAUCGGAGCAGGCAUUGGCGGCCUGGCUUGCGCCAUUGCCUGUCAACAAGAGGGGUUCGAAGUCGUGAUUCUGGAAAGAGCUGACAGGAUUGUGCCGAUAGGCGCAGGGAUUCAAAUUCCGCCAAACGGAGCCAGAGUCGCGCGACAGCUGGGCUAUAUGAACAAGUUGUUGAAGUGCGGGGUCGUUCUUGAUGCGAUCGAGUUCCGCAGAUAUGCCAACGGAAAGACGCUACACACAUUUUUAUCAAAGGAUUCACAGAGUAGAUACGGCGAACUUUGGAUGGUCAUUCAUCGAGCUGAUUUCCACGCUGUGCUGUGGCAGAAAUGCGAGGAACUCGGUGUUAGUCUAUGCCUAAACAAGGGAGUUGAACGCAUUGACUUUAAUAAUAAUGUUGUUCAUUUAGAGGAUGGAGGUGAUAUCCAAGGCGACGUGAUAGUUGGAGCUGAUGGUAAGAAUAGGUCCAAUUUGCUUCUCAAGCACGUAAUCGAGGAACUUAGACUGACACCAAUAGGGCUCCACUCGGUUUGCCGCAACCAGCUUCUUGGAUCGCCUUCGCCUGCGGUUGAGACCGGAGACUUGGCGUAUCGAGCAGUUUUUCCGGCCGAGUAUCUCAAAGCUCUGGAAGACCCCCGUGUGGACGAGCUUUGCGCCCGGAAGCAGGUAACGGCGUGGUUCGGCCCAGAUAGACAUACCGUGUUCUAUCCCGUCAAGGGAGGAAGGGAGUUCAACCUCGUCUUAGUGAGGCCCGAUAAUAUGCAGCCCAACGAAAAGCGCAUUGAGGGUGACAUUGAAGAGAUGAGGGAAAGCUAUGCCGGAUGGGAUAAAACCCGACAGCCCAGUCUACGGCAUAAUGAGAAAUGCCCGAUAAUGAUUGUGACGCAGAGGCUAACACUUUUCAGACUAACCAAGCUAAUAUCUCUGAUACCGAAAGUUCUGAAGUGGAAGCUCUGCACUCACCCAGAGCUCACGACUUGGACGAAGGGUUCUUUUGCUCUCUUGGGCGACUCAUGCCAUCCAAGCCUCCCAUACCAGGCGCAAGGCGCGGCAAUGGCUGUAGAAGAUGGCGCUGUGCUGGGCAAACUUCUGGGCCUCCUGAAGGGUUCGGCUGGAGACAAUAUCAAGCAAAAGAUUCCUGAAAUCCUUGAGCUUUACGAGUCGCUUCGGAAGUCACGAACGACUGUAAAUGUAGCAGGUGCGCUAUCGAACCGGAAAUGGUAUCAUGUCGAAGACGGACCUGAACAAGAGGCUCGGGAUGCUGAGUUGGGAGGUGUGCCAUUAAAAGAAGGACUGUCACCGACCGGGUGGCGCUGGGUUGACAAAAAUUAUCAGAUGGAUCUCCUCGGGCGAGACUCGGUUGCUGAGGCAGUCGAGGCCUUCAAACAGUGGGACCAUAAGCAGGCGUAA